Messenger RNA from Plasmodium fragile, 1476 nucleotides. RefSeq lists its product as uncharacterized. Lineage: Eukaryota; Apicomplexa; Aconoidasida; Haemosporida; Plasmodiidae. Gene Ontology annotation, molecular function: 2-(3-amino-3-carboxypropyl)histidine synthase activity. The coding region runs from base 1 to 1476 and encodes 491 amino acids. The record is from RefSeq and is a predicted model, not a curated record. The transcript has a single exon. Gene Ontology annotation, biological process: protein histidyl modification to diphthamide.
AUGGACCAAAUUAGCGAGAAAAACAAACGUUGCGAUGAAAAGAAGGAGAGGAAGAAAAUCCAUUGCGCCAUCCCAAAAUUUAUUUUAAACAAUGAGUUGUUGCAAAAGGCUAUAAAAAAAUGCUUCCCAGAAAAUUACAAUUUCGAAAUAUAUAAAUGCAUUGACAUAAUCUUAAGGGAAAAAUUUAAGAACAUCGUUUUGCAGUUACCUGAAGGUUUGCUCAUUUGGGGAUUGUACAUUUCAGAAAUUUUAUAUUUUUUUUGUGACUGUGUGGAAGACGUUAUUAUCCUUGGGGACGUGACCUAUGGUGGAUGUUGCGUUGAUGAUUACACAAGUGAAAAGUUGAAGUGUGAUUUGAUCAUUCAUUAUGGCCAUUCCUGUUUGGUGCCUUUGACUGUAACCAAAAUACGAUGUAUUUACGUUUUUGUGGAUAUAAAAUUAAAUUCUUCCCAUUUGGUAGAAACCAUAAAAAAAAAUUUUAACAAAAGUGAUAUUAUUUUACUCCUUGGCACAAUACAAUUUUCUUGUCUUGUACACAAUGUUCAUAACAUUUUAAAGAAAGAAAAUUAUUUUGACCUUUUUUUGCCCAUCCCACAAGUGCUUCCCCUAACCAAGGGAGAGGUACUCGGAUGCACGUCCCCCAAUCUUUAUCGCGUCCUCUAUGAGCACGUUGUGAGAGAAGGACAAGGGGGGAGUCUGGCGGGGGAGGAGGAACAGAAGUCCAGUCAACAUGGCCGCUCACCAAGUGCGAUAGCAGAAGGGGAGAAAUAUCCCUCUGGAGACAUUCCCUCACAGGAACACAACGAUACCUAUCACAGUGAACAGUUUAUUAUAAAUGAGUGCAAAAAAUUUUUACAGAAAAAUCAAGUCAAAAUUGUUUUCAUAGCAGAUGGGAGGUUUCAUUUGGAAAGUCUGAUGAUACACAAUCCUGAUUUCUCCUUCUACCGAUAUAAUCCAUUUAAUAAAGUAAUAACGACGGAAAAAUAUAAUCACUCCCUUUUUCACGAGAUAAGAAAAAAUGAAAUAAAAAAAUGCUCCAAUUGCAAAAGUGUGUGUAUUAUUUUAAGUACUUUGGGAAGACAGGGAAAUGUAAACAUUUUACAAAACAUUUUAAAUCUGGUCAAACAAAAAAAAAUAUAUUUUUUUAUCCUUUUAUUGUCAGAAAUAUUUAAUGAAAAAUUAGCCUUGUUCAAAAAUGUGGAUGUGUUUAUACAAAUAGGAUGUCCCCGGUUGUCCAUCGACUGGGGCAAUUACAAUUCGAAACCUCUUUUAAAUAGUUAUGAGGCUUAUGUUUUUUUGCAGGCAGUUAAAUAUAAAGAGAUAUACCCCAUGGACUACUACGCCAGCUCGGGGAACGAGUGGACUAACUACGGCGCUGGGAUUGGAGACAUAAGUGAGAAAAACCUCUCCAUGCGCGAAGUCAUUCGUCGGCGUAUUCAGCUGCGAAAAAGCAAAAUUAGCAUUCGAUAUCAGUAA